AUGAUUAGUGGACGAGGAGGUUCCAUGAUGCGGAGUGGUCGCAUUCGGCCUCCUCGAAGGCCUGUGGUUCAAUCCAGUAACGUCGAUGAAUUCGAGGUGUGUUGGGAGAAGCUUCGCGAUGCCCUACAUGCUAUACAUACCCGUAACGCCGGUGACCUUUCCUUCGAGCAGCUAUACCGGUACUCAUAUAAGAUCGUUCUUAAGAAGGCGGGCAAUAAACUUUACGAUCGCGUUAAGGACUUCGAGGAAAAAUGGUUUGCCGACGAAAUACUACCCCCUAUUGAGGGUCUCAUUACCGAAAAUUUAGUCUCCACUACACUUGAAGCCGUUCCCGGUUCAAGCACGGUCGAACGCCGUGCUAUGGGUGAAAAGUUCUUGAAAGGAGUCCGAAGCUCGUGGGAAAACCACAACAUGUCUAUGAAUAUGAUCGCAGACAUUCUUAUGUACCUUGAACGUGGUUGCAUUCAGGAUCAUACUAGGCCUUCGAUCUAUACUACCACCAUCGGUCUAUUCCGCGAUCAUAUCCUAAAAAUGGGACUAUCGAACGGACCCGGAUGUUUCGUCUACGAAAUCCUCAACGCCACAAUAAUCGACCAAAUAAAUAUGGAAAGAGAAGGAGACGUCAUCGACAAGGCAUUAUUGCGCAGUUGCGUCUCUAUGCUAGAAGAUCUUUUUGAGACAGAUGAAGAGAAUCAGCAGGAACAAUUAUAUCUGACUCUCUUCGAGCCUAAAUACCUUGAUUCCAGUCGAAAAUUCUAUAAGGCCGAGUGCGAUAAACUCGUUCGAGAAGGUGAUGCAAGUGCGUGGCUUCGAUAUACGCAGAGACGACUCAACGAGGAGGUCGAGCGAUGUCAGACCACGGUUUCACCAUUCUCCCUACACAACAUCACACGUGUACUUGAAGAAGAACUCAUCGCCAAGCAUAUAGGGGACUUCUUCAGCAUGGAAGGCAGCGGUAUAAAGGCUAUGAUCGAUAAUGAUAGAACCGAAGAUCUCACAAUCCUUUAUCAACUCGUCUCCCGCAUUGACUCCAAGAGAGUAGUUCUGCGUAACGCUGUUUCCUCCCGAAUAAUCGAACUGGGAAUUGAAAUAGAAAAGACACUCAACAACACCGACUUCAGCAUAGCCCAGCAACCCGAUGCGGAAGAGGCGGCCGCUGAUGGGGCAGAAAAGUCAAAGUCAAAGGCUUUGGGUGCCGCGGCUCAACAAACUGCAGCGGCUAUCCAGUGGGUUGAUGAUGUGUUGCGUCUCAAGGACAAGUUUGACCGAGUCUGGAGGACCUGUUUCGAUGAGGAUCUUAUUUUACAGACUGCGUUGACAAAGAGUUUUUCCGAUUUUAUUAACUCAUUCGACCGAUGUUCGGAAUAUUUGUCACUUUUCAUUGACAGCAACCUUAAACGAGGCAUCAAGGGCAAGACCGAAGCCGAGGUAGAUAGUGUCCUCGAAAAAGCAAUAACUCUCCUUCGCUAUCUUAGUGACAAGGACAUGUUCGAGACAUACUAUCAGAAGCAUCUAGCACGUCGCCUAUUAUAUGCUAAAUCCGAGAGCCAAGAAGUCGAACAGGAUAUGAUUUCACGAAUGAAAGGGGCGCUAGGAAAUAACUUUACGCGUAAAUUCGAGGGUAUGUUUAGGGAUAUGAGUACUUCCAAGGAGACAACCGAACAAUAUCGAGAUCAUAUUCGUGGUCUUGGCGAAGUUGAUGACAAGCGUAUCGAUCUAACCAUAAAUGUCCUUGGUGGCAACACUUGGCCUAAGAACAUUUCGGCUCAAACAUCUUGGGCCGAAGAUGGAUCGAGACCUAAGAUUAUCUAUCCACAUGAGAUUCGGGCACUUCAAGACAGCUUCUUCAAGUUUUACAGCAUCAAUCGCAACGGGCGUGUGCUGACUUGGCUGGGGAACAUGGGCGCAGCAGAUGUUAAAUGCGUGUUUCCCAAGAUUCCUGGCAAGACUUCCGGUCCGCUCAGCAAGGAGCGUCGCUACGAAAUACACGUGACGACCUAUGGCAUGAUAGUACUUUUGCUAUUCAAUGAUCUCGCUGAAGAUGAAUGGCUAUCAUUCGAGGAAAUUGAGAAACGGACAAAUAUUCCUCACCAAGACCUUGUUAACGUGUUGACCUCCCUUGCGGUACUCAAACCAUGCCGUGUUCUUCUCAAGGAAUCCCAGACGAAAGAACUCGUGAAAACUACUGACAGGUUCACGUUCAACCGCGAGUUUGUAAGCAAGGCUAUCAAGAUUAAAGCCCCUACAGUGAAUUCUGGCAAUAGGGUUGAGAACGAUGAGGAGCGUAAAGAGACAGACAAAAAUAAUGAGGAAACGAGGAUGUACGUCACGGACGCCGCCAUCGUCCGUAUCAUGAAGCAACGCAAGGAGCUUGCUCAUUCCCAACUCAUUACUGAGGUUAUCCAAGUCUUGGCGAGUCGGUUUAAGCCCGAUGUGUCGCUUAUCAAGAAACGAAUUGAGGCGUUAAUAAAUCGCGAUUACCUCGAGCGAACAGAACUAGCUGAUGGCUCACCGGCCUAUAAAUAUGUAGCUUAA
Messenger RNA from Hypoxylon trugodes, 2535 nucleotides. RefSeq names its product putative cullulin 3. Gene Ontology annotation, cellular component: Cul3-RING ubiquitin ligase complex. Gene Ontology annotation, biological process: ubiquitin-dependent protein catabolic process; protein ubiquitination. Bases 1 to 2535 code for a protein of 844 amino acids. Lineage: Eukaryota; Fungi; Ascomycota; Sordariomycetes; Xylariales; Hypoxylaceae. The record is from RefSeq and is a predicted model, not a curated record. Gene Ontology annotation, molecular function: ubiquitin protein ligase binding. The transcript is spliced from 3 exons.